This is a messenger RNA of Nestor notabilis (Kea), 2369 nucleotides long. It is a transcript of the gene MIER1, whose product is annotated as mesoderm induction early response 1, transcriptional regulator. Gene Ontology annotation, molecular function: transcription corepressor activity; histone deacetylase binding. The record is from RefSeq and is a predicted model, not a curated record. The transcript is spliced from 12 exons. NCBI's taxonomy places the organism in Eukaryota, Metazoa, Chordata, Aves, Psittaciformes, Psittacidae. Gene Ontology annotation, biological process: negative regulation of transcription by RNA polymerase II. Bases 76 to 1536 code for a protein of 486 amino acids. Gene Ontology annotation, cellular component: nucleoplasm.
UAGCCUUCUGUUGAGUCUUCAAGCCCAGGAGGUUCAGCAACAUCUGAUGACCAUGAAUUUGAUCCAUCAGCUGAUAUGCUGGUGCAUGACUUUGAUGAUGAACGGACAUUAGAAGAGGAGGAAAUGAUGGAAGGAGAAACAAACUUCAGUUCUGAAAUAGAGGAUCUUAACAGGGAAAGUGAUAUGCCGAUCCAGGAGCUGCUUAGCCGUUAUGGCUAUGAUGGUACCAUUCCACUCCAAGAAGAUGAUGAUGAGGAAGAUGAGGAAGAGGAAGAGGAGGAGGGAGAAGAUGAUGACGAUGUUGAUAAUGAUGACAACAGUGGCUGUAGUGGUGAAAACAAAGAGGAGACCAUAAAAGAUUCAUCAGGACAGGAGGAUGAGACACAGUCAUCUAAUGACGACCCAGCACCAUCUGUUGCUUCUCAAGAUCCACAGGAGAUAAUUCGUCCUCGUCGAUGUAAAUAUUUUGAUACAAAUAGUGAAAUAGAAGAGGAAUCUGAAGAAGAUGAAGAUUAUAUUCCCUCAGAAGACUGGAAAAAGGAAAUCAUGGUGGGCUCGAUGUUUCAAGCUGAAAUUCCAGCUGGCACGUGCAAAUACAAAGAGAAUGAGAAAGUGUAUGAAAAUGAUGAUCAGCUGCUCUGGAAUCCUGACUUCUUACCAGAAGAUAAAGUGAUCGAGUUCCUAAAUGAAGCAUCGAGGCGUACGGGUGAUGAGAAAGGCCUGGAUGCAAUUCCUGAAGGAUCACAUAUUAAAGACAAUGAGCAGGCAUUGUACGAACUGGUGAAGUGCAAUUUUGAUACUGAAGAAUCAUUACGAAGGCUGAGAUUUAAUGUCAAAGCAGCCAGAGAAGAAUUAUCUGUUUGGACAGAAGAAGAAUGUAGGAACUUUGAGCAAGGGCUGAAAGUCUAUGGCAAGGAUUUUCAUGUGAUUCAGGCAAAUAAGGUACGAACACGAUCAGUUGGUGAGUGUGUAGCAUUUUAUUACAUGUGGAAGAAAUCAGAGCGUUAUGAUUUCUUUGCGCAGCAGACCCGAUUUGGAAAGAAGAAAUACAAUCUUCACCCUGGUGUAACGGAUUAUAUGGACCGUCUCCUGGAUGAGAGUGAAAGUGCUGCAUCCAGUAGAGCUCCAUCCCCUCCUCCUACAACUUCCAACAGCAGCACCAGCCAGUCUGAGAGGGAAGACAGCACAACCAGCAGCAGCAAUCAGAACGGGGUGUCUGCUAAUGGCCCAGGUGAGGUACCAAGCAAAGAUGAAGCAAAAACUGAAGGAUUACAUGUAAAUGGACCUACCAGUGGGAAGAAAACACCUCACAUGGAUCUGGAUACAAAUGGGUAUGAGACUGAGAACCUUUCCAUUGACCCAAAACUUGCUCAUUCAGCUUCAAGAAAUGAGAACGAUUUUGAAGAAAAAAAUGAAAGACCUCUAAAAAGAAGAAGAAUUAACAGCAAUGGCAAAGAGAGCCCAGGUUCUUCAGAGUUCUUCCAAGAAUCAAAUUCACACGGGAAGCUUGAAGAACUAGAAACUUUGGAUGACUGAGUGCUAGGAGCUGAUUUUAUUCCUUGGAGUAAAUUUUGGGUGUCUAAAAUUUUCAGGGUUGAUGGGUUACCUUACAAAAUCCAGUUCCCUAAAACAAUCUGCUGAGAUUUUUUUCCUUAUACCUUCUAGUUGGCUCUUAAGAUCUGGUUAUUUGGGGGUUUAUUCAGUGCUGAAGAGCAGUAGGAGAAUAUUCUGUUUCUCAGAGCUGGCAACUGCAGUUCUGGGAACAACAAUAAGGCUCUUAAAAACAUUAGUGAAACAAAUCAGUGAGUUUCUACAAAAAUACUCCCAGCCUAAUCCGUUUAAAGAAACUUCUGUGUGUAAUAGACCACUCAAGCAUUGUACAAGUGAACAAAGCAUCCUAUUUGAAGCAGGGGGCUGGUUCAAACCUUGCAGGAGGUUCAAAUGAAAUAGAAGACACACAUCAGAGCAGGCACCGAGACUUCCACUCAUGCUAGCGAGAGGAAAGCGCCAUCCCGUUGUUAAGGAACCCUUAUGAAUCCUGAAAGUUAUGAGCACAACUAUUUUUAUAUAUAGAAGUUUUAAAAGGUAAAUAAAUAAACCAGGUCAGGUUUGUCUAUGUAAAAUUGUUGACAUCAAUGAUGUCUUUCCAUAUUCUUUAUCUGGGCUAAAGAAAUACAUUCUGUAUUUUUCCAGAUUCCUUUGUAGCCUUUGAAAGAUUUUUACAGUACCUAUGUCUUGAUUGAACUGUCCUUUCUUAAAACAAAAGCUUGUAUAAUUUUCUUAACUUGUACAGUUGGUAAACUUUUAUGAGAGAAUUGAUAUCCUGAGUCUAAUGUCAGCUUCCUUUUAUUUUGCUGAAGUCUUUUCUA